AUGGUUCGCUCUUCCGGGGAGCCCGCGAAAGUCUACACGGUCAAUGGAGCCGCUGCUGGCUCCGGGAUGUCUCUUCCUGACUGGCUUGUGCGGAAGCGAGCUGCGAAGAGCAAAGGCAGAAAACGCGAGCACAUCCAAGGGACCAUUGAUCUGAUUCAGGAUUUUGGAUUCCCUGAAGCUAGCAUUAAGAUAAGAGUUACUCGAGAUGGUCAUAAUGCCAUUGCCACUGGCGUUUACAAACCGCAAAUGCACGUUUACGAUCUUGAUCAAAUGACAUUGAAAUUCGAACGGCAUUCAGACAUAGAGAAUGUCGACUUCCAGAUUCUCUCUGACGACUGGACCAAAUUAAUAUUACUUCAAGCAAAUCGCUCCGUGGAGUUCCAUGCACAAGGUGGCCUUCACUACUCAACCCGAAUACCGAAGUCUGGACGAGCUGUUGCAUAUCACUACCCCUCUUGCGAUGCUAUUUUCGGUGGGACUGGCCAUGAAGUAUUUCGCCUGAACCUCGACCAGGGUCAAUUUCUCAAUCCACUGACCCUGGAUGCCGAAACAGUACAAGGCGUCAAUUGCAUUGAUAUCAACCCAGCGCACCAGCUUCUCUCCUUUGGCACUGAGGGUUUUUCUGGGCAAGCUCCCGGGGUUAUCCAGAGUUGGCAUAUUGCCCCUCCCAUGGUCUCAACUUGCUCCCCCAAACCCAACACCUCCAUAUUGCCGCAAGACCCCUUCUCCAUCACCUCUCUGGCUUCUCGUUCCGAUGGGUUAACCCUCGCAGUUGGAACUUCCACCGGUCACACCCUUCUUUAUGAUAUCCGUUCACCGAGAGCUUAUGCCGUGAAGGACCAAGGGUAUGGCUUGCCUGUCAAAUGCAUAUCCUGGGCAGAAGGUCUUUCGAACAAAAUGGCAGGCGACGGAAUUGUAAUCAGCGCUGACGCCAAAGUGAUUAAACUCUGGGAUCGCAACGCGCCCGAUUCUAACCUAACAUCCAUAACUCCGGAUAAUAAUGUCAACCACUUCGUGCAUGUACCUUCGUCAGGCCUUCUUAUGGCGGCAAACGAGGGAAGUCGAAUGACAUCGUAUUACAUCCCCGCGCUGGGUCCCGCCCCAAAAUGGUGUCGUUUCCUUGACAAUAUUACCGAGGAAAUGGAGGAACAAACGGCACGAACCGUAUAUGAUGACUUUAAAUUUGUGGACCGUCGAGAACUUGCUGCACUAAGUUUGGACGGACUGGUCGGCACACCUGCCCUGAAGCCCUAUAUGCAUGGCUAUUUCAUUUCUCUCAAACUCUACGAUACUGCUCGCGCAAUCUCCAAUCCCUUCGCUUACGAGGAGCACCGCGAAAGAGUGGUCAAGGAGAAGCUGGACAAGCUUGCAGACAGCCGCAUCCGGUCGUCUGGCGCUGACCUUUCGAACGUCAAAGUGAACAAAAUUCUAGCCAGGAAGAUUCUGAGACAACAAGAGCUCGAGAAGCAGAAGAAAUCAACGAAAACAGACUCAGUAACAGAAGAAAAAAUAAUGGAAGAGACAGAGCCUGCUAAUGUUCUCAAUGAUUCUCGCUUCAAAAGUCUAUUUGAGGAUCCCGAAUUCGAGAUCGACAAAACCAGCGAUGCGUACCUCCGUCUCCGGCGUCAAGCGGCCCCGAAGGCGUCUUCCACUAUGGAAAAGGCACCGCGAACCAAAACGGCUGUUGAAGAAGAGGAAGAAGAAAGUGACAGAAGUUCUUCUGAUGGUAUCGGUAACUACAGUGAAAGUGACGAGCCCAAAUCAGAGCACGACAGCAGUGAUGAAGGAGACCUCACUCUCACAACCAUUAAACCUAACCCUUCUCAAGUCGCGAAGGACUCGCAAACUAUGGUGCAUGUUCCGCAACGUGCGGUGCCGCUACCACAGCCGAAGAUGGUAGCCGCAAAGCCAACGACCUCAGCUACUGAGGCAGACAAGAUACGGAACAAGAAUGCAUCAUUCGGGGAACGUCAGCAAUCCGUUCAAGUCUCUUCAACUUCGGAUUCCUUCUCAACCGAAAGAGUGAACAUCAUAAAAGGAGGCGGAAUGGAAUUUUCAUUUAUUCCUCAACGAUCUGGAGAUGGCGAUUCGCUGUUUGACGAUCGGCCGCGACCAACCACAUCACCAACUCAGAAGAAUGAAAAGGUAAAAGCAAAGAGAGGAUUUGACACGUUCGGUGCUGGCAUGGAGAAAGGGCGACGGCAAGAGGAACCUGAAUUGGAAGGUGAGGAUAGAAGUGGACGAACGAAACGGCGACAAAAUAUACGGAGCGGGAGUAAGAAAGCUCUCAAGCAUUUGUAG
Molecule: messenger RNA, 2301 nt
Organism: Cantharellus anzutake
Lineage: Eukaryota; Fungi; Basidiomycota; Agaricomycetes; Cantharellales; Hydnaceae
Product: WD repeat-containing protein
Exons: 7
Coding region: 1-2301 (766 amino acids)
Biological process (GO): maturation of SSU-rRNA from tricistronic rRNA transcript (SSU-rRNA, 5.8S rRNA, LSU-rRNA)
Cellular component (GO): nucleolus; 90S preribosome; nucleus
Molecular function (GO): protein binding
Source: RefSeq, a predicted model, not a curated record